GAUUCCGGGGUCGGUGUGUGUGUAAGUGUGUGUGAGUGUGUGUAUUUUCGUGCUCGGCUCUCCCAGUUCUCUGAGUGUGUGUGUGUGAGUGAGAGAGUGUGUGUGUCGGUGGGGGAGGAGGUGGAGGAGGAUGAUGAUGGCGGAGCUGGUGCAGGGACAGGCCUCGGUGGCUCAGCCUGGGAUGAAGGGAGACGGCUUCGCGGACGCGCUCCACCGAGCCAGACAGAUUGCAGCUAAAAUUGGGGGAGACCAGAUGACCCAUCUGAACCACUCUCCUGUUGUCGACCCUUCCCUCUACGGCUAUGGAGGUCCUAAACGCUCCCUAGACGAAGGAGUAGGCGCCCAGCUUGGGGCAAUGGUACAUCCAAGGGCUAUCAUGACAGAAGAGUAUAAAGUGCCUGAUAAGAUGGUGGGCUUCAUAAUCGGAAGAGGCGGCGAGCAGAUCACUAGAAUCCAGUUGGAAUCGGGCUGUAAGAUCCAGAUUGCUGCUGACAGUGGCGGUAUGAUGGACCGGCCUUGCACCUUGACUGGGAGUCCAGAGAACAUUGAGCAGGCGAAGCGUCUCCUCGGGCAGAUCGUGGACCGGUGUCGGAACGGCCCCGGAUUCCACAACGAGAUGGACGGAAACAACGCCAUCCAGGAGAUCCUGAUCCCUGCCAGUAAAGUGGGCCUGGUGAUCGGGAAAGGAGGAGACACCAUUAAACAGCUACAGGAGAGGACAGGAGUGAAGAUGAUCAUGAUUCAGGACGGUCCAAUGCCCACUGGAGCAGACAAGCCCUUGAGAAUUACUGGGGAUCCCUUUAAAGUGCAGCAAGCUCGGGAGCUGGUAGUGGAGAUCAUCCGGGAAAAGGAGCAGGGAGACUUCAGGACUGGCCGAGGAGACUUCAGUUCCAGACUGGGAGGGAGCAGCAUGGAUGUGGCUGUGCCGAGGUUUGCUGUGGGCAUCGUCAUUGGCAGGAAUGGAGAGAUGAUUAAGAAGAUCCAGAACGAUGCUGGUGUGAGGAUCCAGUUCAAACCAGAUGAUGGAAUUAGUCCAGAUCGAAUUGCUCAGGUGAUGGGUCAGCUGGACAGAUGUCAGCAUGCAGUUCAUCUCAUCAACGAGCUGGUCCACACAGCACAGGAGCGUGAUGGAUUUGGGGGCCCGUUGGGAACCAGGGGCCGGGGAAGAGGCAGAGGAGACUGGAACAUGGGGGCUCCGGGCGGACUGCAGGAGGUGACCUACACGAUACCAGCGGACAAGUGUGGCCUUGUGAUCGGGAAAGGUGGAGAGACUAUUAAGAACAUCAACCAGCAGUCUGGAGCUCACGUGGAGCUGCAGAGGAAUCCUCCUCCCAACACCGACCCCAACGUCCGCAUCUUCUGCAUCAGAGGCACCCCGCAGCAGAUAGACAUGGCCAGACAGCUCAUCGACGAGAAGAUCGGGGCCUCUGGACUGGGGGGCAGCAGCAGUUUCGGGCUCAGUCCUUUCACCCAAGGACCUGCGACCCCACACCAGAAGUCUUCUAGUGGACCGCAGACUUUCAUGACCGGAGGAUGGGGUCCCACGUACCAGACAUGGCAGCCUCAGGGCCAGCAGGACCCCAGUCAUAAUGGAUCGCAGACAGGCCAGAUGGACUAUUCCAAAGCGUGGGAGCAGUAUUAUAAGAAGCUAGGUCAGCAGAGCCAAGCCCAGAGUACUGCUCCUGACUACAGCAAAGCGUGGGAGGAAUAUUACAAGAAGCAGAGUCAGGCUGCAGCUCCAGGGUCCCAGCAGAGCUCCCCUCCAGACUAUAGCGCUGCCUGGGUGGAGUAUUACAGACAACAGGGGGCUUAUUACGGCCAGGGGGCGCAGCAGACGCAGGCUCCCGGCCUUCAGGAUCAUUAGAGCAGAUACCCUUUAGUUGAAGAUUUUUGAAUGAUUGAUUGAGAAGAUGAAACAAACCUUUUGUAACAGAGGUUUCUAGAUUUGCAACGCCUUGAAGACUUUUACGUUUUUUUUUUCUUAGUGAGAAACACUAGCUGUAGAAUGACUUAUACAAUUAAAAAAAAAAAAAGAAAUAUUUCUAAAUCAGGAACGUAAAAAAUUGUUACUAAAUACUUGUGUACACCAUUUAUUUGAAUGAACAAUUUCCGGGAUCCUUUUUGGACCAGAGCUGUUUUUGUUUUUUCUAUUCUUCCUUUUUAAUUCUCACAUGAAUUCGCCAAAACGAACCCCGGAAUUGUAACAUUUCAGCAAUCGCAAUAUAAUCUAUUUUUUCUAGUUCUGUUGCAAUAAAAUCGUAAUUAUGGGCUUAGCAGUCUUGAAUCCAUUUUUGUUUUGUUCUUGUCAUAAAAUGUUUUAAGAAUGUGUACAAAACGAGAUGUUUUUUCUUUCUUUUUUUGUUUUUUUCCUUUUACAUAAAGCAAUUUUAAUUCAGUGAGAUGAUAAAACUGUGAUGUUUUGUUACAGGAAAAAAAUGUUCUUUUUGUUACACAAAUAUACGGUGAGUGAUGUUGGCAGAUGGCAGUCAAUUCCUAAUUUAAUUCCUCUUGUGUUUUGUAUUCUGUUUUUCAUUGUCAUUUUAUUGUACUCUGGUUUAAAAAAAAGGUGCAAUAUCUUAUUUCAUAUUUGAAACAAAGAUGGAUUUCUCUAAUAUUUUGACAGACGUUUAACUUGUAGUUCUUAGAGUUAUUUUUUUUUUAGGCAUAUGGAAAUGUUAAUGGAUAAUUUUUUUAUUACCUUGAUCUGAUAUGGGAAAAGGGGGGGGUCUUGCAUAUUGUGAGUUUAUUGCCUUUGCUAUCUUGUAAAACUAUGUAUGUACACUCAGAUACUUGACUAAAUACGUUAUUUAAAUAUAUAUAAAUAUAUAUAUAUAAUUAAAUCAAAGAAGUUUUUUUUUCUCUCUUUUUCAUGGAGUCAUUUUUGGCAGGAAAACUGUCCCUGUUUUUCUGUUCUGUUUUUCAUACUGAAAUUUUUCAAAGAUCGUGAAUGUGUAAUUUGAAAUUUGAUGUUGCAUCUUCAUAUAUGGACAAAAUGAGAGAUGAUAGGUUUUUAUGUAUGUUCUGUACUUAAACCAUUCAAGACUGCUAAGCCUCCAGAUUCCUAUCUGUGUAUUAAUUAAUUGUAGUUUUUUAUAUUCUAAGUAUUAAGAUCAAAGUUGUCUUAUUUGGUACCACCCAGCUCCCCCGAUGCCCCAACCAGUACACACUGUGGACUCGUGUAUAGUCCGAUGCUAAUAACUUUUUAAGUAAUUAUUUUUUCUUUCUACUCUGUGUGAUCUAAUAUAUGUAUGAAUGAUUAGUUACGAAAUUGAAUCUAGUAUUAACUUCAUUGCUUAAUGAAAAGGGAUAUUAUAAUUUCAAAUGUUUAAUUUUAGUGUUUUUGUUUUAUUUUUUUUUUCCUUCUUCUUCAUGUGUACAGGUAACUGUGUAUUAAAAACAUCAAAAGACUACUUUUUGUGUUUUUCUUUAUUUUCUGAUCUGAUUUUUUCCCGUUCUUUUUUCUUUUUCUUUUUUUUGUUCUUCGGGUUUUCUGUAUCACAUUCCGGUUGGUGUAUCCGCUCCGUCGAUCCGGGCGGUCUGCGGGUCUUUUCUCGUACCGUGUGGAGAUGUGAUGUAUGUACUACAGCGCUUUGUAUUGUUUGUGGUGUGUAAAGAAGAACUAUAUUUUCUAUGCUCCUUUAUUAUAACCUUUAACAGCUGAAAUAAAUGGCAUGCAAGUUA
Messenger RNA from Astyanax mexicanus (Mexican tetra), 3681 nucleotides. It is a transcript of the gene fubp3, whose product is annotated as far upstream element (FUSE) binding protein 3. Gene Ontology annotation, molecular function: mRNA binding. Gene Ontology annotation, biological process: regulation of DNA-templated transcription. Gene Ontology annotation, cellular component: cytoplasm; nucleus. The record is from RefSeq and is a predicted model, not a curated record. NCBI's taxonomy places the organism in Eukaryota, Metazoa, Chordata, Actinopteri, Characiformes, Acestrorhamphidae. The coding region runs from base 131 to 1864 and encodes 577 amino acids. The transcript has 19 exons.